AUGUCAACAGAAACCGAAAAGAAAUUGAAACUUAAACGAUUGCAAAUGAGACGACAGGGUUAUCGAGCAUUCGUGAUACGAUUAGUUAAAGAAAUUGAUGAAAUUUGUGAAGUGGAAAGCUACGAUUACGAAAGAAUUCAAGUCAUAGAUCAACACUUACAAGAUAAACUAAAAUUACUCAACGAAUUAAACGAAAGCAUCUUAUUACUUUGCAAUGUCGAAGAAAUAACACACGAAAUCGAGGAAUCAGAAGAGAUAAACGACCGAAUCCUAUCUAAACGAAAGAAAAUAGAAACGAUCUUAAAAAAUGGUGACAAAGUUCAUAGUAAAAUUAACAACAUCGAAACUCAAUCAACCGGAAGUAGCGAAACUCAACCAACAGGAAGUAUUGAAACUCAACCAACCGGAAGUAGCGAAAACCAACACGCAAUUAACGACGUAAUUCCAACAGUCGAAGGGCAACAACAAGAAUCUAAUGCUACGGUUGAACUGCCAAACACAAAUCUGGAACAACAACAUUCCAUGAAUUUACAAUAUACACACAAUCCAUGA
Paramuricea clavata is the source of this 552-nucleotide messenger RNA. The record is from the annotation of a GenBank genome assembly. NCBI's taxonomy places the organism in Eukaryota, Metazoa, Cnidaria, Anthozoa, Malacalcyonacea, Plexauridae.